AUGGCCUUUGGUUCUGUUGAGCGCUUCGUUGCCAAAAACGAGAUCGAAGCACUGUUCCAUCGCUAUGCUGUCCUCGCAACCGAAGAACCCGACAUCGAGAAAAUGGCGACCGUUUUCGAAGAAGGUGGCGUCUUUCGUCUACCGAACGGCGUCAUCGUGAAGCCGCGAAAUCUGCUAGAAGUUGUCCGGGGUAAUAAUCCCAAGUUCAUACGCCACCAUGUCACCAGUAUCGAUAUUCAGUUUGUCUCACCUACCGAAGCACACACUCGUUCCUACUUCUUGGUCACUACCGAUGUUUCCAGUGUCGAUCACUGGGGUCAAUGGAGGGACGUGGUUAGAAAGGGUUCGAAUGGCCAAUGGCUGAUAGCGGAUAGGUCUGUUGUCGUCGAGGGUGGUGAUCAAAAGGGCUGGUUUAGAACCACAUAUGCCGAAUGA
Cladophialophora psammophila CBS 110553 is the source of this 435-nucleotide messenger RNA. RefSeq lists its product as uncharacterized. Bases 1 to 435 code for a protein of 144 amino acids. NCBI's taxonomy places the organism in Eukaryota, Fungi, Ascomycota, Eurotiomycetes, Chaetothyriales, Herpotrichiellaceae. The record is from RefSeq and is a predicted model, not a curated record. The transcript has a single exon.